Molecule: messenger RNA, 2796 nt
Organism: Pyrus x bretschneideri (Chinese white pear)
Lineage: Eukaryota; Viridiplantae; Streptophyta; Magnoliopsida; Rosales; Rosaceae
Product: uridine/cytidine kinase UKL1, chloroplastic-like
Exons: 18
Coding region: 182-1609 (475 amino acids)
Cellular component (GO): cytoplasm; chloroplast
Molecular function (GO): kinase activity; ATP binding; excinuclease ABC activity
Source: RefSeq, a predicted model, not a curated record
AAAAGAGAAAAGAAAGAAAGCGUGAAUCUUGCGCGCCCGGACUGAUGGUGACGAAACGGCAGUCUCUGUAAAGCUGAAACUCUAAAAUAAUUUUUCACUUAAAUUGCAGCGUCGACUCGUUCUUUACCACAUUCACUCCGAAACGCAAAACCAGAGAGCGAGAGAGAGAGAGCGGGAAACCAUGUCGGAGAACGCGAUGACGAUUGACUGCGUGAUGGAGAAAGCUUCUGGUCCCCACUUCUCUGGCCUCCGGUUCGACGGCAUCCUCUCCUCUCCGCCACCUUCUUCGUCUCCCGGCCCUUCUACCAACCUCGCAGCCGACCCCCACGCCGCCAAACAGCCAUUCGUCAUCGGUGUUUCUGGAGGCACGGCUUCCGGUAAGACGACAGUGUGCGACAUGAUCAUCCAGCAGCUUCACGAUCAUCGUGUCGUACUUGUCAAUCAGGAUUCAUUUUAUCGAGGUUUGACGCCCGAGGAAUCGGAACGAGUGCAUGAGUAUAAUUUUGAUCAUCCUGAUGCUUUUGACACGGAACAACUCUUGGAUUGCAUUCAAAAGCUAAAGAACGGGCAAUCUGUCCAAGUUCCAAUUUAUGAUUUUAAGACGCAUAGAAGAAAAUCUGAUAGUUUCCGGCAGGUGAAUGCUUCUGAUGUAAUAAUCUUGGAAGGAAUUCUGGUGUUCCAUGACCAACAUGUCCGCAAUCUAAUGAACAUGAAGAUUUUUGUCGAUACAGAUGCUGAUGUGAGGCUUGCUCGUAGAAUAAGACGAGACACAGUUGAGAGGGGCAGGGACAUUAACUCUGUUCUUGAAAUGUAUGCCAAGUUCGUCAAACCUGCUUUUGAUGAUUUUGUUCACCCAUCAAAGAAGUAUGCUGAUGUUAUCAUUCCCCAGGGAGGUGAGAAUCAUGUUGCCAUCGAUUUGAUUGUGCAACAUAUUCGCACAAAGCUUGGUCAGCAUGACCUCUGCAAAAUAUAUCCUAAUGUAUACGUUAUUCAGUCCACAUUUCAGAUAAGAGGUAUGCAUACACUGAUUCGAGACCGAGAAAUAUCGAAACAUGAUUUUGUAUUUUACUCAGAUCGGCUAAUACGUCUGGUUGUGGAGCACGGCCUUGGCCAUUUGCCAUUCACAGAGAAGCAAAUAAUAACUCCAACAGGAUCAGUAUAUACUGGAGUGGAUUUCUGCAAGAAACUGUGUGCGGUUUCAAUCGUUCGAAGUGGUGAGAGCAUGGAAAAUGCAUUACGUGCAUGCUGCAAAGGGAUAAAGAUUGGAAAGAUUCUGAUUCACCGUGUUGGAGACAAUGGAAAGCAGCUUAUCUACGAGAAACUUCCAAAGGAUAUUUCAGAACGUCAUGUCCUGCUUCUAGAUCCAGUCCUUGCUACAGGUAACUCUGCUAACCAGGCGAUUGAACUACUCAUACAGAAGGGAGUUCCUGAAGCGCAUAUUAUUUUCCUAAACCUUAUCUCUGCCCCUGAAGGAAUCCAUUGUGUUUCCAAACGGUUUCCGUCUUUGAAGAUUGUCACUUCAGAGAUCGAUGUUGCGCUGAAUGAAGAGUUCCGUGUCAUACCAGGAAUGGGUGAAUUUGGUGAUCGGUACUUUGGCACCGAUGAUUGAUCAGAGAUAAGUGCAUAAUUGUAGAUUGGGAUCCUGUAUAAUAUUGGGCUACGGCCUUGGAAACGAUCGUUUCCGAAUUUGUAUUUUAAGUUAACCACUCAUUGUCAGAUGUGUAGAUUAAAACUUAUCAUAAUGUGUGGUUGAUUGGUAUGUUUGUCACGAAGGCAUCCCAAUAGGUUUGAAUUGAUUUUCGCACACAUUUUCUACCAGUGCACGCUCCAGCAGCCCUGCUUAUUUUUUAACAUUGAAUUGAAUAGUUUAAUACGAAAUUAGUAAAGCGAAUGCGCAAAAAUCAUUUCCCUUUCCAUAAAUGUACACAUCUUUGUAGUUUCAAAUCAAGAUAUUUCAACUUUUUUGAGAAGAAAAACAUGUGUUGAUUUAUUUGGCAGGGAACUUUAUUUGUAUUGGCAUCGUUAUCAGAAGGGAAACUGGUGGACCAGAUGAAAUCAGCAGCCUUGCUAAGCCCCAUUGCUUAUUUGAGCCACAUGAACACUGCACUUGGUGUGGCUGCUGCCAAAGCCUUUGUUGGUGAGAUCACUAUGCUUUUCGGACUUGCGGAGUUCAACCUGAAAGGGGACCCAGCGGCUCAAUUUCUGAAAGCUCUAUGCGCUUAUCCAUGAGUUUACUGCUAUGACUUACUACAAGCAGUUGCUGGCAAAAACUGCUGUCUUAAUUAUUCCACCAUUGAUCUCUUCUUGGAGAAUGAGCCUCAGUCAACAUCCACCAAGAACAUGGUGCACUUGGCUCAAACUGUACGAGAUGGGAAGUUGGCAAAAUAUAACUACGGCAGACCAGACUUAAACUCGAUGCAUUAUGGCGGAUUUAACCCUCCAGUUUACAACCUCUCCAACAUUCCCCAUGACCUUCCUCUGUUCCUCAGCUACGGUGGCCAAGACGCGCUCUCCGAUCUUCGCAACGUGGCGCGCUUACUGGAUAGUCUAAAACUUCACGAUGUGGGGAAGCUCACUGUUCAGUACAUAGAGAAUUAUGCACAUGCAGAUUUCAUCAUGGGGUUGAAUGCUAAGGACAUUGUGUAUAAUCAAGUGACUGCAUUUUUCAAGCAGCAACACUGAUUUUACUAAGACUGAGGCCCGAAGGUUAACUAAUGGACAUGGGUCAUGAGCUCAAGUAAAAUGUGCCCAGAAAUUUUGAAUAAUUUUAAUGCAUAUUUAGUAGAAUUUCAUCAA